AAAAUCACUUUCUAUAACGCUGCCAUUUGUCCUUACGCUCAACGUGCCGCUAUUACUUUAAGAGAAGUUGGCGCUGAUUAUGAAACAGUCGAGAUUGACUUGUCAAAUAAGCCUGAUUGGUACAAGAACAUCAAUCCCGAGUUAAAAGUACCUGCAUUUACAGUGGGUGACAAGCACAUUGCUGAAUCUUUGGUACUUGUCGAAUAUCUUAACGAUCGUUUUCCUGAGAAAAACCUUUUACCUAAAGAUCCAUUGAAGCGCGCAUAUGUUCGUUACUUUAUUGAAUAUUAUUCUUCUAAAGUACAAAGCGAAUUUUUCAAAUACGUUUUCAAUAUCAAAGCAGAAAAUGCCUUUGCUGAUUACGAAAAGAACAUCAACGAACUCUUGGUUCAACAAUCUCCUACAGGCCCCUACUUCCUUGGUAAUGAAUAUUCUAUAGCUGAUAUCGCAGUUGCACCCCUCCUUGCUCGUAUUCUCGGAUUCCACAGGCUAUUCUUGAAUGGAUAUGAAUGGGAGGCAGUCAAGAAGUAUCCUAGAUUAGCUGAAUUCAUUAAGGGUAUUACUGAAAGACCUUCCUUCAAGGAAACAUACAUUGGUGAUGAAAAAUACGUUGACACUUUUACAGCCAAGUUCAAUAUUACCAAACCUUAA
Molecule: messenger RNA, 651 nt
Organism: Rhizopus microsporus ATCC 52813
Lineage: Eukaryota; Fungi; Mucoromycota; Mucoromycetes; Mucorales; Rhizopodaceae
Product: glutathione S-transferase
Exons: 4
Cellular component (GO): cytoplasm
Source: RefSeq, a predicted model, not a curated record